Messenger RNA from Phytophthora sojae, 498 nucleotides. RefSeq lists its product as hypothetical. The coding region runs from base 1 to 498 and encodes 165 amino acids. The transcript is spliced from 3 exons. Lineage: Eukaryota; Oomycota; Peronosporomycetes; Peronosporales; Peronosporaceae. The record is from RefSeq and is a predicted model, not a curated record.
AUGUUGCAGCUGGGAAAUUUGCUCAUGCUAUUGACGGUCGCCGCACCACGACGACUGGGAUCUGUGGUUGCGGGUUUACCGUCUCUGCUGCAGCUUCCUCGAAUGUCAUUUAUCGCGGCGUCGAUACGCAUCGAUAUGCUGCCAAUCUUUCGGGAUCUCCGCGUUGUGACUGCGUUCGUAGGCUGCGUGAUCGUGCAGGUCAGCAUUGGUGCUGAUGCACUCGUCGGUGAUAGACGCCAGCUUUUUAUUUCCAGCGCCAUCAACUGCGGAACGCAUAUUGCAAUGUUCGUCGCGGUAUCCCUGAAGAUUGUGGACGACAACGGCAACGGAGACUCCUUCCUUCUCUCCUAUUCAUCCACCGGCAACGGAUUUUCAAUCCGUGACACGCUCAUGAACACUCAGCUCAACAUCAUUCUACUCUUUGGGCGGCUGCUAUAUCCCAGGGCGGCGUCGCUGUGUCAGCUACUAUUGCACUGUUGGGUUACGCCCGAAAAGUAG